Panicum virgatum (switchgrass) is the source of this 2586-nucleotide messenger RNA. Its product is annotated as scarecrow-like protein 30. The coding region runs from base 490 to 2406 and encodes 638 amino acids. The transcript is spliced from 3 exons. The record is from RefSeq and is a predicted model, not a curated record. Gene Ontology annotation, biological process: regulation of DNA-templated transcription. Gene Ontology annotation, cellular component: nucleus. NCBI's taxonomy places the organism in Eukaryota, Viridiplantae, Streptophyta, Magnoliopsida, Poales, Poaceae. Gene Ontology annotation, molecular function: sequence-specific DNA binding; DNA-binding transcription factor activity.
AGAGGAUCUCACCAUUUCCCGCGCCGUCUCCCGCUCGACGGGUCCCUGAUCUGCGCAUCAGCAUCACCGAGGUGCAGCCCCUCCUCCCACCUCGACUACCAAACACCAAUCCGUCUGCUGAUUCGUUUCCGCUGCAAUUUAUAGUAAACAAAUCUCCCAGUUGACAAAGAACCACUGCCGCAUCACCCUAACCGGGGCUCUUGGUUCUUGGACUCUUGCUGCCGCUGCCCCGACUCACCACUGCUUUCUUUCUCCAAGGUUCCACGCAUCAGGGGCGGCGGCGUCCGGACCUCGGAUGCGGGGCAUCGCCGCUUCAUAGCCGCAGCUAAGCACUCGGAUUGCAGGCUUUUCUUGUCAUUUGUAGCUCUCUGAGCGGAAUCAUUGUGUUCUUGAGAACGAGAAGGAGUAUCGUAGAGGUGCGAUUGAUGAACCUGUAGGGGAUUGCAACAUAGAAAGUCAGAGGCAUAAAUCUUGUCGAUACAAGCUCCAAUGGCAAUGCAUCCUGGUUCUCGUAGUGAUCUGAACUUUGGUGAUGUGUUCGCUAACUCCAAUCCACCCACCGGUCGCAUGAUUAAUUUCUCCCUCCAGCAACAAUCACAAGUUCAAAUUUUCCCUUCAUAUGGACCCCAUAGUCAUAAUCCUCCUGUCAAUUCACAUCCAUCUCCAUCCCUGGCCAUGCCUGGUGGCGUCACGCCAAGUCCAGCAUCAACCACCACAACCGAGCUGGACAACUCCGAGGAUGCCGUCCUUGCAUACAUCAAUCAAUUCCUUCUUGAAGACGAGGAUGAUGAGUCUUUUCCUGUUACCAGUGCACCUGUGGAUGAUUCGGCCCUCCUCGCCGUUGAGAAGCCCUUUGUUGACAUCCUCAAGUCUGCUAAGCCUGCACAGGCAUAUGAAGGGAAAUCUUGGAUGACUGGUCAUUGUGAUAUCCCAGGAAUGGGAGGUUUGGAUGAUGUGGUCAGACAUACUCAGAAAUCUUGCCAAUCACCUUGUGAAAUGGUGAAGGAGGGUUCAGUUUGUGCUGCUCAUAAAGGUCGGAAGAACCCGCAUGAUGAUGGAUUGGAGAUGGAGGAGAGGAAGAGCAAGCAAUCCGCACUGUGUGAGGAGGAGACAGUCCGAGAGAUGUUUGACAAAGUACUUUUGUGUACUGAUGAGAAUUGUGAGUUCCGGUCACCACUGCCAAUUGACGCACAAAUUAGCAGUGGAUAUGUGAAAGGAUCAGGAAAUAGAAGAGGACGAAGGAAGGGAAGAUCUGGUGCUGGUCUGGAGGAGGAGGCAGUCGAUCUCACGACCCUACUUAUACAUUGUGCUCAGGCCGCAGCUAUUGAUGAUCACCGGAAUUCAAAUGAGUUGCUGAAACAGAUUAGGAAGCAUUCUUCUGCUACUGGAGAUGCGGGCCAGAGGUUGGCGCACUACUUUGCUAAUGGGCUUGAGGCUCGUCUAGCUGGCACUGGUAGCACCAUCUACUGUCAAAUUGCCGCAAAGAGAACUUGUACUGGUGAUAUUCUGAAAGCAUUCGGUUUGUAUGCUAAAGCAUGCCCAUUUAUGAAGAUAUCUCACUAUUUCUCAAAUUCAACCAUCUUGAAUGUUUCUAAGAGUGCGUCAAGGUUGCACAUUAUUGAUUACGGGAUACGGUAUGGUUUCCAGUACCCCGUACUCAUGCAACGGUUCUCAAGGAAACAUGGUGGACCCCCAAGCCUUCGAAUCACUGGUGUUGACUUUCCCCAGCCAGGAUUCCGCCCUGCAGAGCGUAUAGAGGCAACAGGGCGACGGCUACAUGAGUAUGCCCGUAUGUUCGAUGUCCCCUUUGAAUAUCACGCCAUUGCUGGCAAGUGGGAUAGCAUCCAGGUUGAAGAUCUCAACAUAAAUAGCGAUGAGCUUCUUGUUGUCAAUUGCCUUUACCGAAUGAGGAACAUGAUGGAUGAGACGGUGACAGAUGACAGCCCGAGGACAAGGGUUCUGAACACAAUCAGAAAGUUGAAUCCCCAUUUGUUUGUUCAUGGGAUUAUCAAUGGUACUUACAACGCGCCCUUCUUCGUGACACGAUUUAAGGAGGCUAUGUUUUUUUUCUCUUCACAUUUUGAUAUGCUUGAAGCAAAUGCCUCACGAAUGGAUGAACAUAGGCUGCUUAUUGAAAGAGAAUUUGUUGGACGGGACGCUCUGAAUGUGAUUGCCUGUGAGGGUACGGAGAGGAUCGAAAGGCCGGAGACGUACAAGCAAUGGCAGAUGAGGAACCUCAGAGCAGGUUUCAGGCCGCUACCUCUUAACGAGGAGGUAGUGAAGAGAGCAAGAUACAAGGUGCGCAAGAGCUAUCACAGGGACUUCCUCGUUGACGAAGAUAACAAGUGGAUGCUACAGGGUUGGAAGGGCCGUGUCCUCACUGCUCUUUCCGCAUGGACUAGCUAGACAUAUAAAUACUACUAGGCUCAGCUAUGACAUCUUUCAUGAAUUUAUCAUUUUUUUAUCAAUUCAUUUUGUUGUAUGAUCUUAAUAUUUAUGAAUUCUAGCCCUUUUUGCGUGUGACAAAAUUUUGAAGUUCAAAUUGACUGCAAUAUAAUAUUCUUCCUGCUUGCAGGAGUUCCCUAA